AUGACUUACGCCUACGCCCCGGGUCCUGAUCUUAGGUUCAUUGAGAACUGCUUCACAGUCUCUGCUCAAGCACUCUGCUUCUACAAUUUCUGUCUGACGUUCACGCGCGAAGUACAGUUCAUGUGGAAACUCAAGCCCUCUGUCGGCUCGGUUCUGUUCUUUACCCUGCGCUAUACUGCACCCUGCAACAUUUUCCCCGUCAUAUUGGGUUAUUUAUCCCAUGGAGUCUGGCAAAGUCAGCUGAGUUGCACAGUCAUGGCGCGUCUGCAGAUGACGGGCGACGUACUCGUCUUGACGAGCGGCGCGAUCUUCGCGGCUCUGCGCAUCUACGCUCUCUCGCGGAAAAAUAAAUGGAAUUUUGGAGUCACACUCCUCUUGGGUCUGAUAAAUCCUGUACUAACUACGACUUACGUCUGUGGCCCGACGGUAUACCGGCAGUACACGUUCGUCCUGACCACACCCUACCUUGCGCACCUCGCGCCAGGGCAUCAGAAUUGCAAUGCCGACUCGCAGCUCAUGGUAGACAUCUGUGGGUCACGACAGCGGUUCAAGUCAAUUUAUAUUGAUGGUAUUCCUCGUUGUGCAGGGAUGAUGGCGGGUCGUGGAUCUGCAGUCGUCUGUGACGCCGUUGCACUGGUCCUCACCUGGCUGGGUAUAAAGCAUUUGCUGCAGUAUACUUUGGAACCUGAACGCCAUGUCCACCUGGACCGCAAUGCAAACUUCGAGAACUGCCAGGGCGGGUCACAUAUCUCGCAUACAAUUGCGACGAUGAUAUUCAGGCGCUUCAAGUUUCCUCCCGGGAUGGAAGGACGCGUAGAUCAAGAACUUGAAGAUUUGCCCGAAACUGAAGAGAACGAACACGGGGAUGAGAUGUUGCAGAUGGCUUGA
Rhodofomes roseus is the source of this 888-nucleotide messenger RNA. RefSeq lists its product as uncharacterized. NCBI's taxonomy places the organism in Eukaryota, Fungi, Basidiomycota, Agaricomycetes, Polyporales, Fomitopsidaceae. The transcript has 10 exons. Bases 1 to 888 code for a protein of 295 amino acids. The record is from RefSeq and is a predicted model, not a curated record.